Molecule: messenger RNA, 369 nt
Organism: Histoplasma mississippiense
Lineage: Eukaryota; Fungi; Ascomycota; Eurotiomycetes; Onygenales; Ajellomycetaceae
Exons: 1
Coding region: 1-369 (122 amino acids)
Source: RefSeq, a predicted model, not a curated record
AUGGGCUCGGAUGUAUCUGAAACGGUCAGAAAGGUAAAAUAUGAUCUCAAUGGAGUACUACAUGUUGAUGCUGAAGGCGUUUUACGAUCCUAUGAUCAAGAGGGCAAUGUUAUUGACUAUAGAAGACUGGAUUCUAAUAUCUUGAAUAACAUUGCUCAAUUAUAUGCGGAAGAGGACAGCAAUAAGCUGAUUGACCUUUGGACCAAUGUUGAUAGCUCUUUAGUUGAUGAAGAUCAGGUGUGGGCUCCACCGAGUCAUCUCAUGCCGCCGUCUGUGUCAGAGGCAGAUGCUGCUGAAGAACUUCAAUCAGCAAAUCCCAAAGUUUUUCCACGCUGGUGGAAUUACUGUAAUCAGUACCGCAAGUACUGA